This is a messenger RNA of Hymenoscyphus albidus, 1108 nucleotides long. Lineage: Eukaryota; Fungi; Ascomycota; Leotiomycetes; Helotiales; Helotiaceae. The record is from the annotation of a GenBank genome assembly.
AUGUUUGGUGCUUGCAACUUUUUGUUCAACUUGCGUCUUGUACAAAGUAUUGUAAACAAAGUUUGUUUGAAUCGAGAUGGAAAUGGCACGAUUCUGGGAUUUGUUCUUCAAAUUAAUCUGUGAGAAUUACGCAUAUGUUUGACCUCUUGCUCAGAAUUGGCGUAGUACGACUCAUAGAAAGCUUGAAAUUGAUAUAAGACCCCAGGAAUUGAACCUUGUAUGAACCAGAAACACAGCUUUCAAGAACACGAAUUGCAGCCUAAACCGAAUACAUAUCCUUCUUAGAUCAAUUCAAUAUCUAUUUCCUUCAAGACCGCAACGAAAUUCUCCAGCUCAACCAUCGCCGCUAUUGUAGCAACUGGCGUCCUCGCUUCUCCUGCCCCUAAAGCAGUCGCUGACGGGAAUAGCCUCUUGGUUCCACCUUACAAUCUCGGAGCCCGCUCUGCCAAUAUCCAAGACCGAGACUCACUGAAGGACAAGGAUACGGUGGAGUUCUGUGGAUUGGAGAACGGUAAAAGAACAUGUAAUGUUAAGGUUAAAGCUGAUAAGAAGUGCUGUAAGUAAAUUGAAUUCCUAAGUCCGCUAACAUGAAAUUUGACGAUUUUUGUCAAAGUAUUUAGCUAAGAAAAUGACAGAUAUCCUUGAUGACUGGUGGAAGGGUGGAAAGUUCAAGACUUCGUCAUUUGAGAGUGUUACUGAUACAGGGAUUCUGUGUGAAAUGUACCGGUAAGUAGGCAGUGCUGCCAUUACCUCAUGCUUAGGGCUUUUAAGGGCGGGGAGUUAACAGCUACUUAGGCGGAACGAUUGCGGUGGGAAAGCUUCUUCAACCUUCAAUUUCGCCGAAUUCAGAGCGGACGGCUCUGAUAAUGGCAAGAAGGAGGAUAGCGAGAAGAAGAAGGAUGAUAACGAGGACCGUGAUAGGGAUGAUCGUAAGAUGAAAAUGAAGAGCAGAAAGAGGGACGGCGACGAGAAAGAUGAAGACAGGAAGGAUGAAGACAGGAAGGAUGAAGGCAAGAAGGAUGAAGACAAGAAGGAUGGUGACAAAAAAGACGGGGAAAAAGGAUCUUUCGAUGAUAGUAUCCGUUCUUUGAAGUGCUCCAAGAAAUAA